AUGCUCCGCGGUCUGCGCAGUCGCAUGAAGCGCGAGAACGAGCCUCGCGUUCUGAUCCUAGGGCUUGAUAACGCGGGCAAGACAACAAUUCUGAACAAGCUAGGUGUGGCUGAGAAGCACCCGGUAGAGGCACCUGAGGGGCCGACGCAGGGAUUCAACGUCAUAGAUGUGAACCGCGGCGGCAAGUGCGCCAAGCUCUGCGAUUUAGGUGGUCAGCGUGUCCUGCGCGAGUUCUGGGAAGACUAUUACGCGAACACGGACUGUAUCAUGUAUGUCGUCGACUCCUCCGACCAGCGGCGCCUGCACGAGGCGCAUGAAGUAUUUGUUGAUGUGGUGAAGGGUGUGCCGAGCGUGCCUGUCCUGGUGCUGGCAAACAAGCAAGACUUGGCCACCGCUAAAAAUCCGCAGAUGGUGGCCGAAGCGCUGGAGCUGAGCGACUACCGAGACCGCCGCUGGCACAUUCAAGGGUGUAGCGCGAAGUCUGGAGACGGUCUCGAGGAGGGCGUUGCGUGGAUCUUCGAGGCCUGCAAUGUCAAGUAG
This is a messenger RNA of Leishmania braziliensis MHOM/BR/75/M2904, 540 nucleotides long. Its product is annotated as ADP-ribosylation factor-like protein. Gene Ontology annotation, molecular function: GTP binding; GTPase activity. Gene Ontology annotation, biological process: cilium assembly. NCBI's taxonomy places the organism in Eukaryota, Euglenozoa, Kinetoplastea, Trypanosomatida, Trypanosomatidae. The record is from RefSeq and is a predicted model, not a curated record. The transcript has a single exon. Gene Ontology annotation, cellular component: microtubule cytoskeleton; cytoplasm. The coding region runs from base 1 to 540 and encodes 179 amino acids.